Aphanomyces astaci is the source of this 384-nucleotide messenger RNA. RefSeq lists its product as hypothetical. The record is from RefSeq and is a predicted model, not a curated record. The transcript has a single exon. NCBI's taxonomy places the organism in Eukaryota, Oomycota, Saprolegniomycetes, Saprolegniales, Verrucalvaceae. Bases 1 to 384 code for a protein of 127 amino acids.
AUGAGUUGGAAAAUGCUGCAACGAUAUUAUCAUUUUCCAUCACCGACACAGCACCUAUUCAAACCUGUGGUGCAGUUUACGACCGAAGACAAAAAGGCGCAAACGUCACAUGUUCGGGUCUCAAAGUGUUGUACCCUGGGCAAGGCGCAGUAUGCUAUCGCAGAGUUUCUCGGGAUCCGUAUGCAAGACAUCGACAACACCAAGUACGAGGAGAUUGUGACGGCUCAUGAGGCGGUUAUGAUGUUGUAUGGACGGGUGGAUGCGAUUAAGUCGGUUGAACUCGCAGUGACGCUAUCGAAUAAGGUAGUGGCAGCCCUCACAGCUGGCGACGUCGAAGUUGUUGCAUGCCUUGGCGACUUUGCAUCCCACGUUUUAGAAUCGUAA